This is a messenger RNA of Carassius carassius (crucian carp), 2542 nucleotides long. RefSeq names its product zinc finger protein 648 (gene znf648). Gene Ontology annotation, cellular component: nucleus. The record is from RefSeq and is a predicted model, not a curated record. Bases 215 to 1663 code for a protein of 482 amino acids. The transcript has 2 exons. Lineage: Eukaryota; Metazoa; Chordata; Actinopteri; Cypriniformes; Cyprinidae. Gene Ontology annotation, biological process: regulation of transcription by RNA polymerase II. Gene Ontology annotation, molecular function: RNA polymerase II transcription regulatory region sequence-specific DNA binding; DNA-binding transcription factor activity, RNA polymerase II-specific.
AUGUUGCACUCCCCCAUGUGAAGUAAGUCUUACUGUGCUCUGGCUCCUCCUAUGGUAUCUUAACACCAUGAAGAGGAAGUGGAUUAAUUGCACUCUUUGAAAUCACCAUUGGUGGACUUGGUGCUGCCAAGAGACUGUAAACACAGACAUUUUAAUUUGUUAAUAAAGCUCGAUGCACUAAACCUCACUCAAGUGAUCAUCUACAGUGGCUAAAAUGAAUUACCUGUGGGAUUCAACAGCUUUUACAGAUAAUGUAUACAUAUCAAAACGAAGUAUUAGAAAGAUUCUCAUCAGCAAGAGGCAUUAUCUGCCUGUGGAGAGUAACAUUACUGACACUGUGAAAAUGAGCUUUAAUCUACCCAGUGAAAAGGACAUCAGUGCUUCUGACAGUUGUGAUGAAAGUAAAAACAAAAGAAGCCAAGAGAAUUCCAGAAGUCAAGCUACAUGCCACCUUCAUGAGAGACAUUCUGAACAAUCCUCUGAAAAGGAGAGAGAAGUGGAUGUAACUGAUGUGAAGGCUGAGCCUGGAUCUGACCCUGAGCCUGGAUCUGAUUCCCGACUGAAUCAUGAGCACUUGGAAGCGACCAGCAUCCCCAACAUGAAAGUGAAGCAGGAGGUGGAAAUCACUACACCAUAUGAUCUGGCAGCAAUUCCACAAGAUCAGCAGGAGACUGUGGGGGAUAAAUGCAAGGUUGAGGGUAACAGAGGGGACAGCCUGAAUUCUUCUCAGAUUCAGGUUUUAAAAAGACAUUAUGUCUUUGCAGGCAUGAAAAAGCGAGGAAUGGAAGGAGACACGGAAAACCGUCCAUACAAGUGCCCCUACUGCAACUGGGCUUUCAAAAGGUCUAGUAACCUUUUAAGCCAUAUCGAUACUCACCAAGGUCUUAAACCACACGUUUGUGAGCUGUGUGGGAAGGCCUACUCGCACCAAGGUACUCUUCAGCAGCACAAACGGCUACACACGGGCGAAAGACCAUACCAAUGCCCAUUUUGUGAGAAAAGCUACAUUUGGUCCUCUGACUUCCGCAAACACAUCCGAACGCAUACCGGAGAGAAGCCGUACACCUGUAAGGAAUGUGGAAAGGACUUUGUGCGUUCCUCUGACCUGCGGAAGCACGAGCGCAACAUGCACACCAACAACAAGCCAUUCCUCUGCAAGCAGUGUGGCCAAACCUUCAACAAACCCCUAUCGCUUCUCCGUCAUGAGCGCAAGCAUUUGGGUGAGAGGCCCUUUCUGUGCCCAGAGUGCGGGAAAGCAUUUGCCCUGGCCAGUCGCAUGACAGAGCACAGGAAAAUCCACAGCAGCAUGCGUCCCUACACCUGCUCCGUUUGCUCCAAAGCUUUCACCAAGUCCUCCAACCUCGCUGAACAUCUCUCAGUUCACAGCGGAGAGCGGCCACACAAGUGCUCAGAGUGUGGACUGGCAUUUGCAAUGGUGUCCCGGCUAGUGCGACACCAGCGUAUUCACACAGCUGUCCGCUCUUAUCACUGCCAAGGCUGCGAUAUGUCAUUCAGCUACCUCACGGAACUCAAGAGGCAUCAGAAGCAGCAUAGAGAGGGCACAAUCUUUGUAUGUGGUCAGUGCAGUAAAUCUUUCCCACAGGAUUCCCUGCUUACAGAACACAUGCAGAGCCAUGCUGACGCUGAGACUUGCAUUUCCUAAGUACUGUUACUGAAGUAACUGGAGGAUAGCAAGUAAGCCUGGGUUAUCUAUCUAUCUAUCUAUCGAUCUAUCUAUCUAUCUAUCUAUCUAUCUAUCUAUCUAUCUAUCUAUCUAUCUAUCUAUCUAUCUAUCUAUCUAUCUAUCUAUCUAUCUAUCUAUCUAUCUAUCUAUCUAUCUCUCUAUCUAUCUCUCUAUCUAUCUAUCUAUCUGUCUGUCUGUCUGUCUAUCUAUCUAUCUAUCUAUCUAUCUAUCUAUCUAUCUAUCUAUCUAUCUAUCUAUCUAUCUAUCUGUCUAUCUAUCUAUCUAUCUAUCUAUCUAUCUAUCUAUCUAUCUAUCUAUCUAUCUAUCUAUCUAUCUGUCUAUCUAUCUAUCUAUCUAUCUAUUAGCCUUAACCACAUGGUUAUAUUUAGCUAGAAUUAAAAAAAGAAAAAAAAAUAUUUGAUGAGACUUGUGUCUAUUUUUAUUAGUGUUAACUGCAGGAAAUUGUGGAGACCACUGUCGAAAGUAAACACACUGGUGACCCAUUUGUAAAAUGUUAUUGGAAGCUUAUGGCAUCUUGCCAAAACAGGUAGAUUCUGUUUGUGAAUGAGAGAAAGUGAUAAGGAAUAUAGUGAAUUCUCUUAGAGGUGUUGCAUGCAUAGUGCUAUUUCAAGUUAGAAAAUAUGUUAUUAAAGCUGUUUGAUAUUACUAUGUGGUGGUACUAUAUUUUGGUACUAAAUGUAUGCUGUAGGUGUAAAUGUUUAAUUGUAUUUUGAGGUUGCAGAUAUUGGGCUGGUGGUACAUGAUACAGUAUAUGGUGAAUUAAAUGAACUAUGAACUGUUACCUCUUCUUUUAUGUAGUUAAAACUCAGAAUUAAUAAAAUCCAGAUGUUUUCAGGA